Spirometra erinaceieuropaei is the source of this 2838-nucleotide messenger RNA. NCBI's taxonomy places the organism in Eukaryota, Metazoa, Platyhelminthes, Cestoda, Diphyllobothriidea, Diphyllobothriidae. The record is from the annotation of a GenBank genome assembly.
AUGCUUCAAAUGGGCAUCAUCCGUCAGUCUGAAAGCCCAUGGGCCUCACCCCUCCACAUGGUUCCAAAGGCCGCCACUGGUGACUGGCGCCCCUGCGGUGAUUACAGGGCCCUGAACAACCUUACUGUCCCGGACCGCUACCCUGUCCCACAUCUUCAGGAUUUUGCCGGUGCCCUAUUUGGCAAGUCUGUAUUCUCGAAGAUCGAUCUGGUCCGUGCUUUCCACCAAAUUCCCAUAGCCCCAGAGGACGUUUCGAAGACGGCCGUUACCACCCCCUUUGGCCUCUUUGAGUUCCUGCGCAUGCCGUUUGGACUUCGCAACGCCUCCCAGACCUUCCAAAGGUUCGUAGACAGAGUGCUUCGCGGCUUACCGUUUGUCUACGCCUAUAUCGACGACCUUCUGGUAGCCAGCUCCACCGCCGAAGAGCAAAUGGAGCAUCUGGCAACGGUGUUUGACCGCCUUCAACAAUUUGGCGUUGUUCUCAACCCGUCAAAGUGCGUCUUCGGUGUGCCCUCCCUAGAAUUUCUCGGUCAUCUGGUCGACUCCCACGGCAUUCGGCCUCUUCCCUCAAAGGUUGCCGCCAUUCGGGACUUUCCACCCCCUACCUCGAAGCGUCAGUUGCAACGGUUUCUUGGUAUGGUGAACUUUUAUCGCCGGUUUCUCCCGAACUGUGCCGAUACCCUCCUACCUCUGACCAGUCUCCUCUCUGGUUCUAAGCGCACCUUUGAACUUACAUCAGCCGCACUCACUUCAUUUGAGCAGGUAAAAGCUCUUCUGGCUGACGCCACCCUCCUGACUCACUUCCACGCUGAUGCACCCAUAUCUUUGAUGGUCGAUGCCUCCAAUGUUGCUGUUGGCGCGGUUCUUCAACAAAGUCUGCCGGAUUCUACCGUGCCUUUGGCUUUCUUCUCCAAGAAACUAUCCAAAGCCGAAACCCGCUACAGCACAUUCGGACGUGAACUUCUCGCCGCUUAUCUUGCCGUAAGGCACUUCCGACAUUUACUCGAAGGUCGAGAGUUCACAAUUUUCACUGAUCAUAAGCCACUCACGUUUGCAAUACAUUCCCACUCUGACAAGCUAAGCCCCCGGGAGAUCCGUCACCUGGACUACAUUUCGCAGUUCACUUCAGACAUCCGCCAUAUUGACGGGUCAAGGAAUGAGGUGGCUGAUGCUCUGUCCAGGCCCUCUAUUGCUCAUCUUCAGCUUUCACCCGGGAUAGACCUCGCUGAGAUGGCCGCUGAACAACGCCGUGUCGGUCCACCCUGUGAUGAGGAUGUUUCCGGACUCCAACUUCAGGAACUACCACUGACGACUGGCAACGGCACCAUUUUAUGCGACGUAUCCACCCCUUCCCAUCGUCCAUUUGUGCCACCAUCCCUCCGCCGUAAAGUUUUCUCCUCCCUGCACAAUCUCUCUCACCCUGGGAGUCGAGCAACCGACAAGCUGGUUUCCGACCGCUUCGUCUGGCCUGGAAUGCACAAGGACCUGAAGGCAUGGACACGGGCGUGUCUCGGCUGUCAACGGAAUAAGGUCCGACGACACAACAAAACUCCCAUUGGCACCUUCCCUACUCCGGACGCACGGUUCAGUCAUAUCCACCUGGACAUCGUAGGCCCCCUGCCUCUGUCCAAUGGCUGCUCUUAUCUCCUUACCUGCGUGGAUCGGUUCACCCGGUGGCCGGAAGCUAUUCCACUGCCUGAUGUCGCAGCUCCAACGGUCGUCAAGGCUUUCCUCAGUCGUUGGGUUGCCAUUUUCGGUGCUCCCUCCAUUAUCACGACUGACCGUGGUGCCCAAUUUGAAUCUCACCUCUUCCAGUCUUUACUCUCCUUUUUAGGCUGUACUCGCAUCCGCACUACAGCCUAUCAUCCGGCAGCCAACGGGAUGGUCGAGCGGUUUCACCGUCAGCUGAAGGCCUCCCUACGCGCCGCAGACGAUCCGGAGAACUGGACAGACCACCUCCCCCUAGUCCUCUUGGGCAUUCGCUCCUCCCUCAAGUCGGACCUUGACUGUUCCGCAGCUGAACUGGUGUUCGGCGCCACCGUCCGACUUCCCGGUGAGAUGAUCUCGCCAACCCCACAAGGUGCGGUUGAGGAUCCCACCAACCUCCUGCAUCGCCUCCGGCAAUUCCUGCGGACACUUUCUCCGGUUCCGCCCAGGCCAUCCGUCUCCGAAUCUUACCUCGAGAAAGAUUUGGCGACAUGCUCUCACGACUAUCUCCGAUGUGAUCGAGUCCGCCGGCCCCUGGAACCACCCUACGAUGGCCCCUUCCGAGUUAUCUCUCGUGGGACGAAGAACUUCCGCAUCCAACGCGGCACUCGCGAGGAGGUCGUGAGCGUGGACCAUCUCAAAGCUGCCGUCCCGGACACUCCUCCGGAUGAGCCCUGUGGUCCCCUACCCCCUGCUCCGCCUCCCCGACCCUCUAUUCCACCGUCCCGUAUACUUCCUCUGCCCUCAUGUCCACAACUCCCAACUGCAACUACCCCUUCAUCAACAAACAACACUGUAACCGCGAGCCAUACUCACUCUAAUCCUGUGCCCCCUGUAUAUAUCACCCGUAGUGGACGCCAUGUUCACUUUCCUGACCGUUUCGUUACUCAUGUUUUUUAGACAUCAACAGUUCCUUCGGCGCCGCUACGCGCCACCUUCGGUCUAGCCGGGGGGUACUGUGGCGGUUCGCGUCUCUCGCUCUCCGCCUUUGUCACGCUGCCCUCCUGUCCGCCUCACACUCCGUGUCGAUACGCUCCUGGGACGCGCGAGUGCUCAAAAGCCAAUCAACGCUGUCCCAACUCUGAUUGGCUGGCGGACGUGGAGACAACAAAGGGCGCACACACGCGCUGA